GUGGCGAUCUCAAGCCAUUUUUUCGGGUCCGUCGUGGCCUUGAAUACACCCAGAUUCGGUAGUUUUUAAGCUUUCACAACCCGAAUCAUUUUUUCCACGUGCCCGUCCAGAGGAAGGAUAGCAGUACACACGGCCUACUUACAGGUACGUCAUGUAUGUGCAUACUCCUAGGCCUUACUACAGCUCACUUACACGACCAAAUCUCAGAUUAACAAACGCCAUUCGUGCCCAGCUGAAUGGAUCCAACUGCACACAAACCUCCUCUGAAGUAGAUCUCGUUCUCUUCUUUGUUUGCUAGCAUAACCAUGACGUCGCCCUCCCUACGCUCUUCCUUCCCCCACUCCUCUUCCUCCCUCUCGUCAUCACCAUCAUCAUCAUCAUCCUUCACUCUCUUCCGCCACCUUCCCCCCGAACUCCGCCUCCAGAUCUACCGCCACGCCUGCCACCCACGCGUCGCGUCCCUCACCUACCUCCCCGCCCCGCAAGACACCUUCUACUGCCCAACCCGUCCGCCGGCCUUGCUCCACGUCUGCCGCGAGUCGCGCGCCGAGGGGCUCCGCAUCUACGUCAAAUGCCCCCUCCCGAACCUCCAUCAUACCACCACUACUACUACCACCAAACCCGACGACGGGAGAGAAGGGCAAGGCGACGACGUCAAUGGAGGAGAGAGAGGAAGGGACGAGCGGUACUUCUACUUCCACCCGCACCACGACACCCUCUACCUCCCGCGCCCGGGCCCGGCCGCCGACCCGUUCGGGCUGGGCUACGCCGACUGGGCGCGGGAGCUCGCCGCAGCGGUCGCCGCUACGUUCGCCGGGGUGGUGCGCCGCCUGGCGGUGGACUACGUCCCCGCCGAGGUCCGCCGGCCGUGGGAAGCGUACGGCAAGAUUUGCCUGAUCGGGGGCUGUCCGAGGCUGGAGGAGGCGUACCUGGUCGUCUCCGGCGCGGGCGCGGGCGCUUGCGCCGCGGGGGAGAGAGGGGGCGCGGAAAGGGAGGUGGAGCUCGUCGAUCCCGGGGAUGGGGACGGGGAGAUCGCGGAGAUCAUGGAGCGGGUGAGGGAGUCGUUUCGGGUAGAGCUCGGGGAUGGGAUCGCGGGGCUGCUGGGAGCUCCCGGGAAGGAUGGGGAGAGGUCAGGGCGGAGCGGCGAGGUCGGGCUGGAACUGAUACCCAAGGCUAAGAUGCCGAGUCCGUCGUGGGCGGGCCGGCGUCUAGUUUGUGCAUCGUGACGGGCUCUCAUCGUCGGGGGUUGGUCAGUCGGGUUCGUCGGUUACUUAUCCCUUGUUUCCAGUCGAAUUGUCUGGGCUGGAGCCAAGUGUAUUACAAAUAGCCGCGCAAUAUCCU
This is a messenger RNA of Thermothelomyces thermophilus ATCC 42464, 1341 nucleotides long. RefSeq lists its product as uncharacterized. The coding region runs from base 306 to 1226 and encodes 306 amino acids. The transcript is spliced from 2 exons. The record is from RefSeq and is a predicted model, not a curated record. Lineage: Eukaryota; Fungi; Ascomycota; Sordariomycetes; Sordariales; Chaetomiaceae.